This is a messenger RNA of Penicillium lagena, 1143 nucleotides long. Its product is annotated as Gfo/Idh/MocA family protein. Gene Ontology annotation, molecular function: nucleotide binding. Lineage: Eukaryota; Fungi; Ascomycota; Eurotiomycetes; Eurotiales; Aspergillaceae. The coding region runs from base 1 to 996 and encodes 331 amino acids. The transcript is spliced from 7 exons. The record is from RefSeq and is a predicted model, not a curated record.
AUGGCAUCGCCCAUAAAAGUCGCGCGCUGCGGCCCCUCAGAUGACGCGGCGUCAAAGUCGAAGCCCUGGGGUCAUUGCACCGUGGACUUCCCACAGGCCAAACACUAUCGGACUGCCGACGAGUUUUUCGCCGACGUUGCCAUCGAGCUCGUCGUUAUCUGCACGCCUAAUCACCGUGAGUUUGUGGAGAAGGCGCUCAAGUCAGGGAAGCACGUUGUUGUCGAGAAACCGUUCAUGACCACGAGCGCCGACGCCGACGAGAUAAUUGAGCUUGCCAAGGCACAAGGAAAGGUCCUAACGGUAUUUCACAACCGAAGAUUCGAUAGCGAUUUUCGCACCUUGGAAGACCUUGUGAAGAAGGGUGCCCUUGGUGAUGUUCGAGAAGCCGACAUCCAUUUCGACUUCCCCUCACCAUCUUGGAUUGCCGGGUGGACCCAGAAGGAGUAUACCCCAGGUGAGGGCACCCACACGGUCGACCAGGCCCUGCAUCUAUUUGGGCGCCCAACCUCGGUAACGGGCUUCCUCCGGUCCAACCGCGGUGUUGACAGCGAUGUUGACGACACGCACACCAUUAUCCUACAAUAUGGUGGGGACAAGAAGAACCUGCUUGUGACUAUCAAGACAGCCAUCGUAUCGCAUAUGGAGAACCAGCUCCGUUUUUUUUUUGGCACUUGCCCUCAAGAAGAGAGGGCUAUCGCAGCGCCAGCCCAGCCCGCCAUAGAUCCGAACUUCGGCGUGGAGGACGAGCACAUCUGGGGUACCUUAACCACGACCACGGAGUUUGACGGCGCGUAUCAGACCUGCGAUGAAGCCACAGGCCGCUGGGUUGGCAAGUGCCCAAGCCUGCCGGGCUGGUACCGCGGAUACUAUGACAACGUGGCGGCGGCGAUUAGGGGACGAGAAGAAAUCUGUGUCAAGCCUGAGACAGCAAGGGACGGAUUAAAAGUCAUCGAGCUGGCGAGAGAGUCGCAUGCCAAGGGAGCCACUAUUCCCUGAGUCGACCGCUGGAUUAACUUCAAGUCGCGUAUGGGGCACAUCCUGAACCACUUCUUGGACGAAUACAAGACGAUGAAACAAGUGCGGUCUGACGGCAGCGCUGACCCUGCACUACGACCGGCUCCCUUCCUCAAUCGGCGUGGGUAG